AUGCCGCUCUUAUUCCUUGGAGACCGCUCUGGAUCGUCUUCUGGUCCCAGCGAGACAAACGACGCCAACUAUGUCGCCAGCGAACUAGACCGUAUAGAAAGUCAAAAACACGAGAGGAAGGCACUCCUCAGAGGAAGUGAUAACCACAUCUUGACCGGAGAUAACGACCGAGAAGAAGUAAUAGCACAAGCCCUGGAACCUCAACUCCAGCAAAUCCUCCGGACCACUCGUCGCAUCAUGCGUCAGAUCCGCUCUCUCAUCAUUCGCCUCUUAAUCUUCUUUAUCCCGAGCUUUCUGCAAGAUCGUUUCACCGGCCGACAUGGCAGCAGCAGCUCCUCCCACGUCAACAGCACUAACAACAACCUGGGCCCGACUGCCUACCUGGAUGGCAUCCGCGGCGUGGCAGCCCUCUUCGUCUUCUUCUGCCACCUGCUCUACACCUGCUUCGAGAUCGCCCCAGGCUACGGCACCAGCGGCGACCACUAUAACCCGCUGCUGCUGCCGUUCGUGAGGCUGUGGUUCUCCGGGCCGCCGAUGGUCUGCGUCUUCUUCGUCGUGUCGGGGUAUGCGCUCAGCCUAAGGCCGCUUAAGCUGCUGCGCUCGAAGAGGUGGGGGGAGUUUGCGGGGACUAUGGCAAGUCUGGCUUUUCGGAGGUUUUUUCGGCUGUUCCUGCCGACUGCUAUCUCGACGCUGAGCGUUGUGUUUCUGGUGAGGAUUGGGGCGUAUGAAUGGACGAGGGACUUCGCGUAUGAUGAAUUUAUCAUGCGCAAUGUGCAGGAGAUUCAUUACGAUAGGCGGCCGACCACGCGGGAGCAGCUUGUUGAGUGGGCUUGGGCGAUGUUCAACUUUAUUCAUAUCUGGGAUUGGGAUGCGUUCGGCGGCAGCACUAAGAUUGACGUGCAUCUAUGGACGAUUCCGGUCGAGUUUCGCGCGUCCAUGAUGCUCUUUAUGACCAUCAUCGCGACCUCACGCCUAAGGACGGGUGCCCGAUUCGCGGUUGUCGGCGCCAUCAUGCUGUUCGCAUACCGCGCUUCCCGCUGGGAGAUGAUGCUCUUUUAUGUCGGCAUGCUCCUUGCCGAACUGGAUCUCAUCCGUGGCAUACACGACCCAGCUCCAGCUCCAGCUCCAGCCCCAACGUCGCUGCUCUCAUCGUCAAUUUCGCUGGCUCCGACGCCGUACCCGACGCCAAACAUCUCUCGGGCUCACUCACCCCUCUCAUUUACCCUUAAACCGGCAUCGUCGUCAAGUGUUCUUUGCCUGCCAGCGCUCAAGCAAGAGGAGCCAGAGCACCAGCUCAAAGAAGCUGAAGAAGCAAAACCCCAACCAUCAUCUCCUCCCCGCCGCCGCAAUCCAAACCCGUACACGUCCUUCCCUCAAUCACUCAUUUGGCCCUCCAUCUCCAUCCUCGCCCUCUACCUCAUGUCCCAACCGGACAUUGGCUCCGACGAAACCCCGGGCUACGAGACACUCGUCCAUCUCCUGAUCCCUUGCUGGUGGGGCAUCGACGUCUCGGACCCUGACCGCUCGGACGAAGCUCUCCACGGCAACUGCCGCGAGGCAGCACGCAACCACUACCGGUACCUGCAAUCUCUGGGUGCCGCGCUCUUCGUGGCGGCAGCCGCCCGCUGCGCGUGGUGGCAGAGGAACGUGUUUGAGAGCCCCGUGGCGCAGUACUUGGGGAGAAUUAGCUACGCGGUGUAUCUGUGCCACGGGCCAGUGAUGCAUACGCUAGGGUAUGCAGUAGAGAGAUGGGUGUGGCGGUUGACAGGGACGCAGACAACGGGGAGGUAUGUGGGCGGGUUUGUGGUGGCGUGUGGGAUUGUGGUGCCGUUGGUGCUGUGGGUGUCGGAUGUGUUCUGGCGAGUGGUGGAUGUGCAGUGUGUCAAGUUUGCUAAGUGGUUGGAAGGGAAGUGUACAAUUGAUGAGGGGAAGAAGUGA
This is a messenger RNA of Thermochaetoides thermophila DSM 1495, 1938 nucleotides long. RefSeq lists its product as uncharacterized. Gene Ontology annotation, cellular component: membrane. The transcript has a single exon. Bases 1 to 1938 code for a protein of 645 amino acids. NCBI's taxonomy places the organism in Eukaryota, Fungi, Ascomycota, Sordariomycetes, Sordariales, Chaetomiaceae. Gene Ontology annotation, molecular function: acyltransferase activity, transferring groups other than amino-acyl groups. The record is from RefSeq and is a predicted model, not a curated record. Gene Ontology annotation, biological process: polysaccharide biosynthetic process.